AGACGGCCAUCUUGCAUUGGGAUUGAUUGUUAAUUUAAUCGUAAAUACCUUUAUACCUUGGAACUGGAGGAGUUGACAGAAAACUGAUCGCAAUCACAAUUAACCUAAAAAAGGUGAUAUUUACGAUUUUGACAUUAGUGAAAAAUUACGAAGUUGGAAGUAUGUCUAUAUCGGAAUCGUUUAGCAGGGCGCCGUUAUUGCUGAAGAUAGCCAUCGGAAUAGCAUGUGUUGGGUGGUUUCUCCAUCUGCUUGGUUUUGCCACACCCUAUUGGUCGACAGCAAAAUACUUUUCGAUUUUUGGAAUUGAUAUUCAUUUUGGCCUUUGGUAUUAUUGUGCAGGGAAAGAAUGUGACGGUUACGGAAAGGUUCAAAGUUGGUUGGAGGCUGCCCAAGCGUUUGCAAUACUAGGAUUCCUGGCCGGUCUUGCAGCUAUAGUUCUUGCCAUAUUGUAUGUGUUCGUGGAACAGCUGAGGAAGGACAUUUUUUACAUAGUGGCAGCCGUAGGUAACCUUGCUGCAGCGGGAUGUAUCUUCCUGGCCGUGGUUAUUUUCGGAUCUAAGAUCACCAACGGACUAUCGUGGUCAUUCGGACUUUCCAUCGUUGGGAUGAUAUUUCACGGUGUCGCAGGAGUUCUAAUGGGCGUCAACAGAUUCCAGAACAAACCACAGUAGAAGUUGGAUCGGAAUUAUGUUUUAAUCUACAUUUACAUAACUUUCUUUAUUAACAUAUCAAGUAUAUCUUUAUAAACAUUUGCCGUCGUAAUUCUUGCAGAAACUAUCUCCCUGUUAAGUCUUUUCAUCGCUUUCUGCCAUAUAUAUUUUAGUUUUCCCUAUGUAAGUAAUUAAUGAUCUAAGCAGAACAAAUCUUCAAAACCUAACAAUGUGAUCUUUCCAGUGAACGGAUAAAAAUGAUCUUGAAAUUCAUUUUUCAUGUUUGAAUCUAUCUUCAUUCAUUUAUUUUAUAAAUUUAGCCAAGUUUUGAACGGGGCUUAAUUUAUUAAUUGUGAUGCAACAUAAGUCGGAGUCGUGUUGCGGCCCCAUGUGUCUUAAUCAUCUCAACUACUCAAAUUCCUCAACAAAACACGGGUAUGAACGUUAUGGUAAAACGAUUGAAGUAAGGAAUGACCACCUUUGUACGAAUGGAAUUAGUUCCAUACCGGAAAUUGGUAAAUCUUAAACGCUUGUCUAGUCCACAAUAACCAUACCACAAUGGCGUAGUGGGAUUUCCCAUAACCAGUUCGGGAGACAGUUAUGUCAACGUACAUUCAAGCUGUACUGACUAGCUAGAGUGGUUCUCAAUUAAGUAUUUACUUGUACUUCAUUAAUGGCACACAUACACGUGUUCUUCGUUUGGGGAAUAACGCCCUCACAGAAGCCAGGGUCCUACAGAAAAAUGUCGGUAAUAUUUUGAGGUGAUGCUGUAUCCUUUGAGAACUUAUAAAUUACUCUCACAUGACCCGUGAACUAUUAAUACAAGACACCUGGCUCAGAUUUGACUACAAGUACAUGUAUUAUUUUUAUUCAUACGAGGACAAUUCUUAGAAAACAUACGAGGCACAAUGUGGGUAAAAUUACCGGAAGAUGAAAACUCCAUUCUCUAAAUAGAAGAAUCAUAUGGAGAUGAAAUUGGUGUAUUGGUUCAGGUGUAGACCCCUUAAAAAUAGCUGUCGAAUUUCAGAUAAAAACAUGUAUUAGGUGUCGAAAACAAAAUAUGAAAUAGUGACCAUCUAUAUCUUCGAUUUUAAUUGUUUUUUCACUUUCAUUCCAAUCGUCUUGCGACACUCAUUAUUGACGGAGUUGUUCCCCCUCCAUCAUGUUGUAGUUUCCCGAACAGCGGCAAACAUGACUUACCAACUGGUUAUGACGAGCUAUUCAUCUACCAUCACCAGUUCUGUCUGCUAAUGACACGUUAAUGGUCUCCUUGUCAAUAACACACUUUGAAAUAGUUUAUCAUUAGUUUAGAUUAAAUUUUAAUAUUUGUUAUCUAACUUUUUUUUUUAUAAUUGUGUAAAUUGUGUUGUUUUCAAUACCAAAUAAAACGGCAGCAAAGGAUAUUACUCUUUGUUUAAUAGUAUAAAAUAGCGAUAUUGUAAGCCAAUCACCGUAUGGUCCUGCAGUACCCGUUAUUAUUUGCUGACACACUUAAUGAAGCCCACCAUUGUUUUAUAAUUAAUAACACUAGUAUGCACGUGUCGUGUUUUGCCAUUCCAAUAUGUCAAUCGGAACUCCUUGGGUGUGAGGUGUAUGAAUAUCUGAGUAAUUCAAACAUUUUGUUCGCUGGAAAGCGUUAAAUUACUUCCGAAUGGCGCGGAGAGAAAAACAGUUUGAAUAGUUUAUAAAUCGCAAUAAUGAUUAUACGAUAAACCCUACAUGUAAUUAAAACAUAAUACUUAUAUAAAAAUGAAACGAUUCUUUGUCAGUAUUAGGUCUACCAUCGACUACAAGAAACAUGUUGUUUUGAAAAAUAGUUCCCUAGUGACAAAGUGGAAGCUUCCUCGUUAUGUCCGAUGUCACGUCCGUGGAGUUCCGAGUCAUGUAAUGUAGCCUAGAUAUAGAGGAUAUCUAACAGUGUCUUCAGUAAUACCAAAUAUAUUUCACGAGUGGGGCUAAUAUUUUGAUAUUUUUCACAAGUGCGCAUGGUAUUUUCUAAUCAUUAAUUUGAUUGGUCAAAUCAGCAAAAGUGAUAUUUUUCACUAGUGAAAAAUAUGAUAUUCUUCACUAGUGAAAAAUAUCAAUUUUAUCAAAUGAAUAAUUUUUAAUAUUUCACUGGUAAAAAUGUAAUAAAUGCUUUUAUUUGUAGGUAUCAUCUGUUUAGCGCCACUUUAUGAAGAUUUUGGAAUAGCUAUAUCAGUGAUGACAUAAUGACGUCACAACGAUAACCACAUGAUCAAUAGUGUUCUAAGUCUGUCAACAUAUACCACCCCUCUACACAAUAAGGAUGCCGCAAGAACCCUCGAUACUUAUCUUAAGUGAAAUCAUAUUUGCCUUUUGUCUACAUCUACAUGUACAUGUAGGACUUUAAACGGCGGGGCGGGGCGGGAGGGGCGUCUAUUCAGCUUCGUGAUGUCUUUAAGACGUGAUCAUUCUAAACGACAAAUCAAAAAUUAUUCUUUUUUUUGUAACGUCAAGACAUUCACAUGAACCUGGUGCUGAUUAAUAAAACUGAAUGUGUCCCUAUUGUUGGGUACAGUAGCCAAAAAUGUAUCCACUUUUGUCAUUUGUAGGGGGAAACACAUUUUCGAGUAUGUGAGACUCGUUGAGCAGAAUUUGAUAAAUAUGGCUUAUAAUAAGUUCGGAAUUAACCUUUAGUUUCAUGACCUUUUUUAAGUUAAGGAAAUAUUUGAUCUAGAGCCUGAAAGCGUGGUUUUAAGUGUUAGGAACGUCUUGCCAUUCUUCUGAACAAUGGAAACUGAGCUUUUUGACGUACAUUGUACGAGGAGUUUUAAAAAAUAAAAAAAGAAGGCGAUGACUUUGUAUACUAAGGGAGAUAAGUGUGCGAGGUUUAGAGCUUUUAAGUAAGCAUUACAAUUUUAAACAGCUUUGUAUCGAUACUUCCUAUACCAUUUAUGCCUUAGUGAUGCUUAUUUUAAAUAAAUAAAAAAAAUAUAUAUUUCA
This is a messenger RNA of Pecten maximus, 3614 nucleotides long. Its product is annotated as lens fiber membrane intrinsic protein-like. The record is from RefSeq and is a predicted model, not a curated record. Lineage: Eukaryota; Metazoa; Mollusca; Bivalvia; Pectinida; Pectinidae. Gene Ontology annotation, cellular component: membrane. Bases 162 to 671 code for a protein of 169 amino acids. The transcript is spliced from 3 exons.